Debaryomyces hansenii CBS767 is the source of this 1299-nucleotide messenger RNA. RefSeq lists its product as uncharacterized. NCBI's taxonomy places the organism in Eukaryota, Fungi, Ascomycota, Pichiomycetes, Serinales, Debaryomycetaceae. The record is from RefSeq and is a predicted model, not a curated record. The coding region runs from base 1 to 1299 and encodes 432 amino acids. The transcript has a single exon.
AUGGCUCUGUCAGAAAAUUUAAAUGAAUUUAAAGAAUCACAUAUAUCGAAUUUGGCUCAUUCGUCGAUCGAAGAAUUAACGAAUUUUGAAGAUGAUAUAUCCAAACAAUUCAACUCACUUUCCAAGGAAUACCUAAAUUCUAGAGUCGCCAGGAUUAAUCACUUGAUUAAUUCUAUAAACUACUUUAUCUCGAAACUUGCGGAGGACGAGACCGAAUGGCUGGAGGUUUUUAGUACACAAACAGAAACUAUCAAUAAUAUCAAAACCAAUACUGAAGAUUUGAUAUUGUCGAGCAAGACAGGUUCCGUUAAUGAUAUCUGCGAUACGCUAGAUGAAUAUGAAGACACGCUAAAAUACUUAUUUCAAAAUAUCAGAUCACCGUUAAGCUUUCUCGGAAAUUAUAAAGUCAAUAUUCUGUCGAGAGGUGAUGUAGCAAACAAAGCCCGCCAGUUACCGUUCGAGGGACAAUUUGACAACGUAAUAAGGCCCUAUGGGAAUGAUUUAAAAAGUAUUUUAGGCGAAAGUCAUUAUAAUCAUUUGUUAUUGGAGUCUAAUACUAGGGCAAAUUCGACAAUAAUUUGGAAGCAAUACCAGAGUGACUUAGUUGCAUACAAGAAUAAAUUAAUAAAUGAAACUUAUGAACAACUAAAUGACUUAUAUAAAGAACAUCACAAUGUGAACAAAGGAGAGCUAAAUAAUAAGAAUAAGGAACAAUACUAUAGAUCGGUUAUUUCUCCAACCGAUUUGAAACGAAGCUAUGAUACUGCGAAUAGAGACCCGGCUGUUUCGAAUAAUCAUGACAAUUAUUACGAUUCGAAUAAUUCAUAUUUUAAGAAAAACAAAAUAGAAUUGACAAAUGAAAAAUAUAGGAUUUUAUCACAGCUAGAAAGGUUUGAAAGAAGCCAAGCAGCCCAUGCAAAUACUUCUAAUAUAAGUUAUAAGCUAAAUUCUUGUUCGGGAUUGAGCGAUAACGAGAUUGUCAAUGACAUACAUUUGUUGAGAAAUUCUAUAGCAAAUAAGUCGAUCAUUAAUGAGGAGGAACCGGACAUUAUCGAACCACAGACAGACACCAAUGAGGAGGACCAAGAAAUAACUGAAGAAUCCUUGAAACAGAAGUACAAACAAUUACUUAGUAUGUCAUCAGAUACAGUAUCACACCCAAAGCCUAAAUCUCUUAGAUCUAUCUUGGCAGAUUCUAGUCCGCCACUUUUAGCUACGGGCCUCCCUAAAUUAAACAUUCCUGAACUACCACCGCUUGAAGCGUUUCCAAAACUACAAAACAAAAGCGAAGAAGUUUGA